Molecule: messenger RNA, 1002 nt
Organism: Gekko japonicus
Lineage: Eukaryota; Metazoa; Chordata; Lepidosauria; Squamata; Gekkonidae
Product: sulfotransferase 1A3-like
Exons: 8
Coding region: 1-1002 (333 amino acids)
Biological process (GO): sulfation
Cellular component (GO): cytoplasm
Molecular function (GO): sulfotransferase activity
Source: RefSeq, a predicted model, not a curated record
AUGCCCUUUGCCAGCAGCACCAGCAGGCAGCACACGCAGCUGGGAGGAGAGCAGCCCCACUCCAGCGCAUGCCGACGCUGCCGGCCCUGGGAGGAAUGGCCUUUUCUAACCCGGAGGCCCCUUGGGGGAGAUGCGGGGCCGGAGGGGGUCUGCCUCAGGGUGCCACCGCUCUCCUCUUUUCCAGGCACCACUUGGAUGCAGGAGAUUCUGACCUUGAUCUACAGCAAGGGAGACCCAGAGCCAGCCACCAGCAUCCCCAACUGGGCCCGGGCCCCCUGGCUGGAGCACGUCCACUUCAAGGAGAUUCUCCAGGAGACCGACGGACCGCGCCUUCUCACCACCCAUCUGCCCUGGCGGGUGCUGGCAGCCACCCUGCAGAAAGGCAAGCCCAAGGUGAUCUAUGUGGCCAGAAACCCCAAAGACGUGGCCGUGUCUUUCUACCACUUCCACAGGAUGGCCAACUUCUUCCCAGACCCUGGCACUUUCGAUGACUUCCUCCUCCGAUUCUUGGACGGCACGGUGCACUACGGCUCCUGGUUCCAGCACGUCCAGGGCUGGCUGAGCUGCCAGAAGGAGAUGGACCUUUUCUGGGUCACGUAUGAGGAGCUGCACCAGGACUUGCGGGACUGCGUGGAGCGCCUGAGCGCCUUCCUGGGCUGCCCUCUGCAGCCGGGCCAGAUCGAGGCCAUCCAGGAGCACAGCAGUUUUGCCUCCAUGAGGGCGAACCCCAUGGUCAACUACACGCUCGUCCCUCAGGAGAUCCUGGAUUCCAGCAAAAGCACAUUCAUGAGGAAAGGUAUCGUCGGAGACUGGAGGAACCACUUCUCUGCAGAGCAGAGCGCCCUCUUCAACAAGGUGUACCAGCGGGAAAUGGCGGACUGCAGCCUGAGCUUCCAGGAGAAACUGAGGAUCUUCGGUUGGACCAUGUCGGUGGAAAUCCAGGUUUCCAGGCAGUCCUCAGCCGCUCCGGUGCCGCAGAAUGCCCAGCCGAGCCAGGGGUGA